UAUGAACAAUUAUUUAUCUCUAUUUAUAACUGUGUUUUUUGUUUACGAUUGUUACGACGAUCGAUAGCCAACAAACCCAACAAACUAUGUUAUAAUAGUAUAUUGUACUAAAAGCGAUAGGUACAUACAAAUAUAUUUUUUAACUUCAAACAGUUAAAACUUAAACUUAACUAAGUUAAAGUUCAACCUUCAGCCAGGCAAACAGCUCUAUCUAUUCAUUUUUGGAAAAAGUAUAAGUAAAAACUGUGAUUACAAAUACGUGAUACAGUCAGAGACUAGAGAGUAGAGAGUCAGACCAGUCAAUGAGCAUUGAGCAGUGUACGGAACGUUCAUUAAGAAACUGAAUUCGUUCACAACUAUAAUGGACAUUGAUAUCCGUGAUUUGAUAGAUGAUGAAGAUGAUGAAAAUCAAGAAGAAAUGACUGCCCAGAAGGUAUUACAAAAUGUUGAACGAGCAUGGUUAAACGAAAAAUUUAGUCCAGAAAUACUGCCACAUCAGACCGACUAUGUCGAAUGUUUGCUAGAACAAAUCAAGGGAAUGGAAGGAAACCUUGCCAAAUUAUCAAAAACUGAUCCAAAAGUGGACUUGCACAAACUUGAACUAGAACGUAUUAAAUUUGUAAUAACUAGCUAUUUGCGAACUAGGUUAAAGAAGAUAGAAAGUUUUUGUGUAAGUGUGCUUGAAGAAGAAGCCACUCGAUCUGAAGAGGAUAAGUAUUUAUCACAAGCAGAAUUGCAAUUUGCUAAAGAAUUUGCUUUGAAUGCUGACAAUCAUUUUGAUGCUAUACUCCGGCAUAUGCCUCAACUAUACAACAAAUUGGAUAGAAAUAAAAAAAUUAUCGAGCCCAAUCUAAAUAGUUUUGUUUUCUUAAAAUGUAACAAGCAUAUAGACAGUGUUAUAAUUAAAAAUACGUUGGAAGGCCAGGAAGAAGAAAUUGUAUUAGAAGAUGGUUCUCAGCAUUUGAUGCCUUAUAGUUCCGUAGCAGAAUUUGUAAAAAAUGGUACUGUUCAAUUGAUCUAAAAUAUUAAAUAAAAGUUUUCAACAUUCUUUUAUUCUUCAUUCGAUUUAUUAUUUAUGUUAUAUAAUUAAAAUUCAAAAAUAAACUGAUAUUACAAGUAAAA
Messenger RNA from Rhopalosiphum padi (bird cherry-oat aphid), 1122 nucleotides. RefSeq names its product DNA replication complex GINS protein SLD5 (gene Sld5). Bases 362 to 1021 code for a protein of 219 amino acids. The transcript is spliced from 3 exons. Lineage: Eukaryota; Metazoa; Arthropoda; Insecta; Hemiptera; Aphididae. Gene Ontology annotation, cellular component: GINS complex. Gene Ontology annotation, biological process: DNA-templated DNA replication; double-strand break repair via break-induced replication. The record is from RefSeq and is a predicted model, not a curated record.